AUGGGAAAUGUAUUUCAUCCACAAACAAUUGCAACAGAAUCUCCUCCAAUUUUUAAUACAAAAAAUAUAACUGAAGGGUUGUUUUGUGCUGAUAUUAUUGAGCGUUGUGAUGAAAAACCUUUGUGGAAUGCACUUAUGGGUUAUGGGUUUCUAGUAGUUUUUUGUUUUGCUUUAAUUGGGAAUUGUCUAAAUUUGUUAAUUUACAAUUCUGACCAUAUUCGGUUUUUUAUUGCUAUUAGAAUGCUUUGCACUAAAUUGUUAAUGAAUACUUGUAUGAUGAUGGUUAUGCUUCCUCAAGCUCUUCGGGUUAUCCGUCUUUGGGAUAUUGGGGAUCGAACUGACCAACUUUAUUGGCGUUUUUGGCCUUAUCAGGCUUAUUUAACCAAUGUUUUUGGAUUUUGUGCAAUGUGGCUAACAGUUUUAAUGACAGCAGAAUGUUAUAUUCAUAUAUUCUUCCCCUCAAAAUCAAAACUUUUAUGUACUAAACAGACUGUUUGGCGUUCCUAUUUUAUUAUCUUACUUACUGGUCUUAUAUUGGCUUCAAUUUAUCCUCUAAAUCGUGAUGUUUCGUUGGUCAACAAAUGUGAUCGAAAAGUUGUUAAGAUUAUAACCUCUCAAAGUAAAUUAUUAAUUUUUAGACACAUCUCUAAUCUCUCUAAUCGUUGA
This is a messenger RNA of Meloidogyne enterolobii, 666 nucleotides long. Lineage: Eukaryota; Metazoa; Nematoda; Chromadorea; Rhabditida; Meloidogynidae. The record is from the annotation of a GenBank genome assembly.